AUGGCAGCCAGGCUUUCCCGAAGCCUGCCACAGGUCAAUCGCCAUGUUUUCACUAGGUUAUCGUCCCGCGCGAUACCUCGCGUUGCGAACCUUAGUGCCCGUGCUGGCUUGGUAGCACAUCGCAAUACCCGGAACGUCGCGCCUUGGACCUGCCGCGUAAAACAGGCCAAUAUCGCGCGAUUUUCCCAUACAGAUUCUGGCUCAUCGGUGGAACCAGAGGUUGGCAUUCUCGACGCUACCGGUUACAAGGGAUCGAGCGUUACGGAGAAACAUUGGAUGGACCACGAAGUAGGAGCUGUGGACGCAUUGAUUGAACCGCAAGCUGUCUUGCAUUUCGUCGAAUUCAUCACAUCUGGCAUCCUGCCGAACGGGAAGAAGACCGAUUUAACUUUGCUCAAUGCAGAUGAAUUCGCACUAUUCAUGGCCCCGAGUUCACAGUGGGCGCCUGCGCCGUUCAACACGGCCGAUAUCCCAAUUGUGCAAAAGGCAAUCCAGCGGAUCACCGGCCCGGAGGAUUUGAGCGGAUUGUGCCGAGUUGGGCAUAAUAUUCACUUCCUCAAACGGCGCCUCUGGGGAGGCCUUGCCCCCGUGCCCGCAUCGCGAUGGCGCGAAAAAGAUCUCAACAACCCGGAGCAUUUCGCGAUCGCCUAUGAAUACCUGACCUCCGUGAUUGCCGUCUUCGAGUAUCUCAAUCUUCCUCAGAUCCGGACUAACAUGUGCGACACCUUCAACAAGAUAUCUGGUGACUUUGGAGAAAUGCAGGACGCGCUGAAUGCCCGGCGCAAAACCCGGGGCCUUUCUGCCGAGGUCGACCUUACUGCUCUUUGGGAACAAUUCAUUCGCGCACAGUACGAAGUCAUGACCAGCACCGCCCAUUCCUGGGUCCUGGCCCACGUUGCCGAAUUGCGUGAACGGACAUUGGACAGCUUCACUGCGAUCCAGGUGGAGGAAGCAAAAACCCCAGAGAUGGAACUUUUCACGCAGCGGUGGACUGACCUCAUUAACGUCACUUCGAUGGCAGAUUUCAACAUUUGGAUGUCCAUGGACGGGUACAACGGCUACCAUGCGCCCUCCGACAUCGUCGCUGGGCUACACAAUCCUGACCUAAAGAACCAAGACAUGAACUCUGGAUUUUCCAAGCUCCUGAUGGACCGACUCACAAAAUGUGUCGAGGCUCAGAACGAGGCUGCGAAGGUUCAAGGACCAAGCGCGACGGAGAGUGACGCGGCCCGCCGCGAGCGCGUUUCUAUUAGCACAGUAGUACAGGAUGAACUGCGUGAAAAGAUACGCGGCCGUACGCCAUCGCCGCAGCCACCUGCGCAGCCCUGGAUCCAGCAACUCCUUCGGGCGCAAGAGGCGACCCUGAGCUUGGACCCGUCGGAGAGACAAGACUAUGGCUUCGGAUUGGCAAUCUACCGCGCAGCGCACAACGUCUCCGAUGAGAAGUGGGAAAGGCUACAACGGGACGUGGAAGCUCACUUCUCGACAUGGAGUGACGGCGUCCAGCGCGCUGACGAGCUGAAACCACUACUCAAACUGCAUUGGUUUGACGGCAAGGAACUAGGCUUCGACGCAACAAAACCCGUCCCAGCAGCAAGGAGACACUACCAAGAAAUCCGGUCCUCGGAGGAGUGGAGCCAUAAACUAGCACCAUCUGUUUUCCUUCUCAUCGAUCACAUGGGCGUGGGCUCAUAUACCGACGACGCAUUCACCACCUCCUACACAAAGGACAAAGGCCUCCUCAAAGGCGACUUCCAAGGCCUCGUCCUAGCCGUCGACCCAGACUUCGAUGAGAGUGCCACUGCAAGCGAAAGUGCAGACGGCACGGCCAAGGAAGACCCCCAGGAGGAAGCCCUCCCAUACCAGGGCCAGAUGCGCAUCCUGGGUAACCUCGUCUGGAGCGAGCUCUAUCCUAUGCUCAUGCUGCAGUCUGUGGGACUACAGCAUCUCUGGCUGCAGGCGCGGGACCAUCCGUUGAAGGUAUAUACGGGGCCGACGGUGCCCAGUCAAGUUGAGCCGUGGAAGGAGAGAAAUGCCAUCAAGACCCAUAUGAUGGAUAGCUUUGUGGAAUUUCUCAAAAGAAGGAUCCCAACCUAG
Penicillium samsonianum is the source of this 2097-nucleotide messenger RNA. RefSeq lists its product as uncharacterized. The record is from RefSeq and is a predicted model, not a curated record. Bases 1 to 2097 code for a protein of 698 amino acids. Lineage: Eukaryota; Fungi; Ascomycota; Eurotiomycetes; Eurotiales; Aspergillaceae. The transcript has 3 exons.